Molecule: messenger RNA, 2708 nt
Organism: Monascus purpureus
Lineage: Eukaryota; Fungi; Ascomycota; Eurotiomycetes; Eurotiales; Aspergillaceae
Source: the annotation of a GenBank genome assembly
GUUUAAUUUUUUCUUCAUUCCCUUUUUCCCGGACAAUCUAACGGAUCAGGAUUUUAAAAAUUUGCCUAGUACAGAAUACAUCAAAAUCCACGGUCUAGUUAAAACACCACUAACUCACGAAAAAACGAACAAUGGUGGGUAUAAAACGUCCCGUUGAUACCAGUGACGAGCGCAAUGGGAAGAGGACAAAAGUGAAGAAGGAUGGGUCUAAGAAGAAGUCCGCCACGGAAAAUGUGGCAAAGUCGAAAUCGAAGUCAGACUUGAAAUCGAAAUUGAAAUCUAAAUCGGGGAAGUCGGACAAGACGAAGGACAAAGAGAAGAAGAAAAAUAAGAAGGUACAGGAGGAAUCUGAAGAGGAGUUCGACAUCGAUGAUGUCUCCGAUUCAGCUUCGGAAUUGGGCUCGAACGAGCGCGGUGAGGAUGUUGAUAUGGAGGAUGGGAACGAGGAGGGUGAUGGUGAUGAUAGUGAUGAUUCCCAGGAGGAAUCCGAAGGCGCAAAGAAGGAUGGCCCAGAGAAGGCAACUGGGAAUGCGAAUGAUAGUGGCAAUAACAACAACUCCCGUGAAGCACAUGCGAAACAGAAAGCCCUCUUGCAGGAGCGAAAAGCCGCCAAGCCUAACUUUGACAUUAUCGCCCGUUCCAAACAGCUAUGGGAACGCUUGCGCCGCAAGUCGCACGUCCCUCUGGAGGAAAGAAAGAAGCUCAUUACGGAGCUUUUCCAGAUCAUCACUGGGCGUACCAAAGAUUUUGUCUUCAAACAUGAUUCUGUCCGUGUCAUCCAGACGGCUCUGAAGUACGCGAACGUCGGGCAGCGGAAGCAAAUCGCACAGGAGCUGCAGGGCAGCUACAGUGAGCUGGCGCAGAGCCGGUACGCGAAGUUCCUGGUUGGAAAAUUGAUUGUGCAUGGGGACAUUGAGAUACGGGAUAUGAUCAUUCCAGAAUUUUACGGACGUGUCAAGCGGCUUAUCAGACACCCCGAGGCGUCGUGGAUCCUUGAUGAUAUUUAUCGGACAGUUGCAACGAAGGAGCAGAAAGCUAACCUUUUGAGGGAAUGGUAUGGACCGGAAUUCGUAAUCUUCAAGGAUGAAAAUGGCGCGGAACCGUCAGCAGAUUUGUCCAAGAUUUUGUCUCAACAUCCGGAGAAAAGGGCGCCCAUAAUGCAGUUCUUGUAUGAGCUCAUCAAUCAGCUCGUACAGAAGAAGACGACUGGGUUCACGAUACUCCACGACGCUAUGCUGCAAUACUUUCUCAACACAAAACCGGGCAGCUCUGAGGCUACGGAGUUUAUAGAACUACUCAAGGGCGAUGAGGAAGGAGAUCUGACAAAGAACCUGGCCUUCACCAAGUCCGGAUCCCGCUUAAUGUGCUUGAGUCUGGCAUAUUCCAAUGCCAAGGACCGGAAGUUGCUUCUCCGAUUCUACAGAGACACCAUCAAGAUGAUGGCUGGCGAUCUUCACGCACACAUGGUCCUGCUGGCGGCCUACGAGGUAGUAGAUGACACAAAACUCACCUCCAAAUUGAUCUUCCCGGAACUUUUGAACCAAACAUCCUCAGAAGCGGAACGCAAUGUGGAGCUUCUUUACCAAGUCACCGACCUGACAGCGCGCAUUCCAAUCUUGUUCCUUUUCGCUGGGGACAAAGUGAAAUGGCUCCUAACGGAUACCGACAACGAAGUUUUGAAAGAGAUUCGAGAGAUCCGAAAGGAGACGUCUAAGAAGGACCCUGAAGUCCGCCGUCAGGAGCUCAUCAAAGCCGCCUCUCCAACACUACUGGAUUUCAUAGCUGCCUCGGCCGAGACGCUGAUGGAAACCAGCUUUGGAUGCCAGUUCAUGUCAGAAGUGCUAUUUGGCGCUGGUGGCGACAAACAAAAGGCUCUUUCUGCCGUCGCCAUUGCAGCCAAGUCCAAGGCCGACAUCAGGGAUUCCCCAUUUGUUGGACGCAUGCUCAAGUCCCUUGUGCAAGGUGGUCGGUUCAACAGCUCGACUAAAUCAGUGGAGAAGGUGCAGCCACCACUAAACUUUCAUUCGCUACUGUACGACCAGAUCGCGGACGAGAUCAUGGCCUGGGCGACGGGGUCCAACACGUUUGUGGUAGUCGCCCUUGUGGAAUCGGAUGAGUUUGAGCGGCGAGAUGAGCUACUCAAGACUCUGAAGAAGAAUAAGAAGGCCUUAGAGAAGGCAGCUACCAGCUCUGACAGCGACGGGAAGAAGAAAUCCGGCCCAACGAGUAGUGGUGCUAAGCUGCUGCUUGAGAAGGUCAGGUAAUUUUGUCGUGGGGGAUAGUUGUCCGGAUACCUGUCAGUUGCAUGUUAUUUCUUUCUGGCGUUUUAGAGCGUAUGCAGUGCUGUAUAUAGCCCUCUGCAUUCAAAACUAGAGAACUGGAUUUGAGUCUGCGUACGGACGACUUUACCUACAGCUGAGAGUGGACGCGGUAGUCACAUGACUACAACGUGACACCGCGGGAACGUUGCAAUUACAAUUGCGGGUGAUCUGCCUUGUGCCUUCAGGGGAAAUUCUCUGGAACCUUACUGAGUUUACUCUGUAUUAAUUAAUAUAUUCUCUCAUUUGCCUGUGUAUCAUAUGGUGUAUGCUGCAUAUGCAAUGCAUGUCCGAUCUACUACGCUACCAAUCUGCAGACUGCUACAGAUGUGGAAUACCUCCUGGAAAACCAGUUUCUUUGAGUCUCUUCCCUUCGACUCAGAGUUCAAU